GAAGACCGCCCGGCCAUAGGCGGAGCCAGCGUUCCACCGCGGCUUUCAGACUCGGACCUCAUGGCUUCGUGCCGGUGGCCCUGGCGGCGCUGCUGCUCCUGGAGGCCGGCUGCCCGGAGCCCCGGGCCCGGCUCCCCGGGCCGCACGGGGCCCCCCGGGCCGCCCGCCGCUGCCGACGACGGCGUGCAGAUGUCCUACUUUAAUCUUGUGAAGAGUUUAACAUCUGCUUUUUCAAAUAGGUAUAGUAUGUCACGGUUCCAUCACACAACGUCAGCAGCGUGCUGUUGUAGUAAAACACGGAGUGGUGAGAAAUACAUCGAUCCUUUCAAACUCGGUUGGAGAGACUUGAAAGAUCUGUAUGAAGACAUUAGAAAGGAACUAGUCAUAUCUACAACUGAACUUAAGGAAAUGUCUGAAUACUACUUCGAUGGUAAAGGAAAAGCCUUUCGACCAAUUAUUGUGGUGCUAAUGGCCCGGGCGUGUAAUAUCCAUCAUAAUAACUCCCGAGACGUGCAAGCAGACCAGCGCUCCAUAGCCUUAAUUGCAGAAAUGAUCCACACUGCUAGUCUGGUACACGACGAUGUCAUUGACGAUGCAAGUUCUCGGAGAGGAAAACACACGGUUAAUAAGAUCUGGGGUGAAAAGAAGGCUGUUCUCGCUGGUGAUCUAAUUCUUUCUGCAGCAUCUAUAGCUCUGGCACGGAUCGGAAAUACAACUGUCAUAUCUAUUUUAACCCAAGUUAUUGAAGAUUUGGUGCGUGGCGAGUUUCUUCAGCUAGGGUCAAAAGAAAAUGAGAACGAGAGAUUCGCACACUACCUUGAAAAGACCUUCAAGAAGACUGCCAGUCUGAUAGCCAACAGUUGUAAAGCAGUCUCUGUCCUCGGAUGCCCUGAUCCAGCGGUGCAUGAGAUUGCCUAUCAAUACGGGAAAAACGUGGGAAUAGCCUUUCAGCUAAUAGACGACGUGUUGGACUUCACCUCGUGUUCUGACCGGAUGGGCAAACCAACGUCGGCAGAUCUGAAGCUUGGGUUAGCCACCGGCCCUGUCCUGUUCGCUUGCCAACAGUUCCCAGAAAUGAAUGCUAUGAUAAUGAGACGGUUCAGUUUACCAGGAGAUGUGGACAGAGCUCAACAAUACGUAUUACAGGAACAACAUGGAAACAUCAGGAAAGAGAAAGAUGCAGGCACUCAAACCAGUGGAAUGAACUACAGUUUGAUGAAGACAACUGUCUGUUAGAGCUGAGGCAGUCCGUCUAAACAAUGAACAGAAUGAUGAAGGCAGUGGAAAGAUUGGGGAUCAGGAGUUUUUUCCCAAAGAGGAAGAAAAGGAAGCAUUUACAUUCAUAAGUGGGCUCCUGUACACUAAGGCAGGGCAAACUGAAACGUGUCCUGUUUUGUGUCAGUUGGUAAAGUACAGAAAAUCAGAACCUUUCAGACCAAUGUUACGAAUAUUCUAUUCUGAAUAGGGGCCUUGUGAGCUUGGAACCAUGGAGAGGGAGAUGAAAUUAUAGUACAUGACUUGAUUCUGCAGUAAAUGUAUUUUUACAUUACGGAAAUAGUAUUUUAUUAGUGUUCAGCUUUUAGAACCAACAUAAAAACAUGGUUAGAGAGAAUGCAAAUCUCUAUAGUGUAAAUGUAUAAAGAAUAGGAGCACUUGAUAGGAUAGGAUAUCCUGGAGAUAAAGUGAAAAGUUGAUGCUACAUCAUGACAAAAGUAAUUAAGAAAAGAUGGCAAUAGAAUUAGCAAAAUAAGAGGCCUAGGGUGGGUGGGCUAAAUCCUCCUCCUCAGCAGGAAGGCAAUAGCUAGUAACUAAAGUUGCUAAUUAAGACCUCAAAACCAACAGAUGACUGUGCCUUUGGAGGGAGGAAAGUAUUGAUUUUCAUCAUAAGGGCUCGGUACUUUUGUUAUAUAUUGUUUUAACGUUAGAUUCUUUUCACUUAAAAAUUGAUACUGUAUACAUGUAGAACUUUUUAAAAACUAAUACUUAAAAACUAGGGAAAGGCAAUGGCUAUUUGAGAUGAGUUCGCUGCUUUGUUAGCCUCAUUCUGAGAAAAGUGCCUAAAGCAGCUGAACCGAGGAGUUGGAGGACACUUGAAACAUAGUUUGGCUGUUGAUCAACCUGAUCUCGAAAGUACAUCUUAAUUCUCUACUAUAGCAGGGAAUUCGGAGCUGAUCCAGUGAGUGAUGCAUCUGUUCUCUUGUUCUGUACCCGCCCCCGCAGAGUGACGGUGUGCAACAGACAACCUACCUCGCCCAGCGGUACUGCCACGAAGCAGUGAGAGAGAUCAGUAAACUUCGACCGUCCCCUGAAAGAGACGCCCUCAUACAGCUUUC
Herpailurus yagouaroundi (jaguarundi) is the source of this 2333-nucleotide messenger RNA. RefSeq names its product decaprenyl diphosphate synthase subunit 1 (gene PDSS1). The coding region runs from base 61 to 1236 and encodes 391 amino acids. Gene Ontology annotation, molecular function: prenyltransferase activity. Gene Ontology annotation, cellular component: transferase complex; mitochondrion. Gene Ontology annotation, biological process: isoprenoid biosynthetic process; ubiquinone biosynthetic process. NCBI's taxonomy places the organism in Eukaryota, Metazoa, Chordata, Mammalia, Carnivora, Felidae. The transcript is spliced from 11 exons. The record is from RefSeq and is a predicted model, not a curated record.